Messenger RNA from Gadus chalcogrammus (walleye pollock), 1081 nucleotides. RefSeq lists its product as uncharacterized. The transcript is spliced from 6 exons. The coding region runs from base 34 to 642 and encodes 202 amino acids. The record is from RefSeq and is a predicted model, not a curated record. Lineage: Eukaryota; Metazoa; Chordata; Actinopteri; Gadiformes; Gadidae.
CUGGAACGCCUCCACAAAGACACACUUGCGUCUAUGCGAAUCCUGCAGGCCUGUAAAGAAACUGUCUACACUGAAGCGGUUUCAGGGGCCCACUUUGUUUCCAACACUGAUCAAUUGCAGAAGAUGUUAUUGUCAAUAUAUGUUGAGCUGGCGUUUCUACAUUUAGCAACCUCAAGUCCUAAAAUAGUGGGGAAUUGCAAAGAAAAUGGUACUUUAAACUGUGAUGGAAUCGAAAAGGGUGUGCAAUACAACGCUAUCACAUGGACCAAGCAUCCGUCUUUCCGUAUAAUCAGAAGAAGCCGUGGUCAGAUUUGGCUAUAUGAUUUCAAUCGGACUGCUUACCUGACCGAUGAAAACAGCCUUCUUCUCCCUGACCUUACGCCUGAAGACUCAGGAACCUACGAGUGUCUGAUCGGGGCAAUCCCCGGGGGUAAGAACUCCAAGUCCGAGGUGUUCCUGGAGGUUCCAGUUUGUGUGACUGAGCCCCCCGUUCCUGAGCCACCUGAUCUGCCCAUCCCACAGACAGUUGGCUGUUUCCUGGCCAUAUGCCUUCUCAAACUUCUUCUGCCCAUCAUUGUGGCCCAAGUAUUUCACGGCUUGCGGAGAGAAGUGAAGAGUGAGAACCCCCUGCCUUUGAGUUAAUUUAAUUUAAGUUGUAAUAUUAGUUGUAUUCCUUUGUAUACCAUAACAGCUGACUUUGUGUGCAUCCCACCCCUUUAUGCUAUAUUAUCCAAUAGUACUUUUAAAGAAUAAUUUUCUGUACUUGCUAUUGAAGGAUUGAAUCCUCUUUCUGUCAUCCUAAAGAUACCUUGUCAUUAGACAGCCCAUAGGGUAUGGGCAUUUAACGUCAGAUGAUGGAGUUGCUGAAUUUUGUUCCAUAGUUCAAGUGGAAUAUUUAUGGACAGGACAUGGACAUCUACUGGCAGGGCUUUAAGUUGCAGGUCCUAACCCUAACCGUUCCUUCCAAGUAUUUUUUCAAAGUAAAUCAAUACAAUAACUUAUACCACAACAUGUUAAAUGGCCCACAUGAUCCUGAUUGUUCAGUAACCAUCACGUUCCAAGAGUGUUUAUGUUAUUAUAU